This is a messenger RNA of Trifolium pratense (red clover), 1225 nucleotides long. Its product is annotated as probable protein phosphatase 2C 8. The transcript is spliced from 10 exons. Gene Ontology annotation, molecular function: protein serine/threonine phosphatase activity. Gene Ontology annotation, biological process: protein dephosphorylation. The record is from RefSeq and is a predicted model, not a curated record. Lineage: Eukaryota; Viridiplantae; Streptophyta; Magnoliopsida; Fabales; Fabaceae. The coding region runs from base 84 to 1049 and encodes 321 amino acids.
AAAAAUAAAAUAAAGAGAGUGCUUGAUUUAUAGGGUUUUCAAUCGUUUCUCCAAUCCUCUCAUUGAAAAAAUCAGAGAAGAAAAUGAACGAAUUUGCAGAGACUCACAAACGCGAUGCUGAUUCAGAAAACAAGGAGGAAAUUGCUGCAUCGAAGAAGUUAAGGGUUGAAUCUUCGGAAGAAAAUGCUUCAAAGGAACUAUCUUUCCUCAUUGAAGCGGAUGCUGCUGAAGAUAAAGGGUUGAGACAUUCCAUGGAAGAUGAAUGGGUUGUUCUUCUUGAUGCAGCUCGAGAUUUCCCUGGAAAUUUGAGAUGUGCUCACUUUGCAAUUUAUGAUGGACACGGGGGCCGGUUAGCUGCAGAGUAUGCUCAAAAACAUUUGCAUGGAAAUGUUCUCGCAGCAGGAUUACCACGUGAGUUGUUGGAUGUAAAGACUGCUAAAAGAUCUAUACUUGAUGGUUUUCGAAAAACUGAUGAGUCUCUUCUUCGAGAAAGUGCUGAAGGGGGGUGGCAGGACGGUGCUACAGCUGUAUGUGUCUGGGUAUUGGGACAAAAAGUUUUUGUCGCAAAUGUAGGAGAUGCCAAAGCAGUUUUAGCUCGGGCAACUUUAUCUGAUGGAUCCCAAGAUAACUCAGAUGGAGUACCUGCUCUCAAAGCCAUUGUUUUGACUAGAGAACACAAACCUAUAUUCCCGCAGGAGCGAGCACGCAUUCAGAAGGCUGGUGGUGUUGUGAGCUCAAAUGGACGAUUACAAGGGCGUCUAGAAGUAUCUAGGGCUUUCGGAGAUCGCCAGUUCAAAAAGGUGGGUCUUGUUGCAACUCCAGAUAUCCAUUCUUUUGACCUUACUGAUAGAGAUCAUUUCAUCAUUCUUGGUUGUGAUGGAUUGUGGGGGGUGUUCGGACCCAGUGAUGCUGUUGAUUUUGUUCAGAAGUUAUUGAAUGAGGGACUGCCUGUAACAACUGUGAGCCGCCGUCUUGUAAGGGAAGCUGUUCGUGAACGUCGCUGCAAAGAUAAUUGCACUGCAAUUAUCAUUGCAUUCAAGCGUAAUUAAACCAUCUUUCAUGUGUUAUACUAGCUGGGGUACUAAUUGAAAUGAAAUGUUUUCGGAUGCUGCUUCUGUAAACAAUGCACAAAUUUCGUAUUUCCUAUCAUUGCAAACAACUGAUGCCACCGAAAGCAUGGCAAAAUUAUUUGGUUAUGGUACUGGUGCUUGAAUGAUUGUUGUAA